Messenger RNA from Acromyrmex echinatior (Panamanian leafcutter ant), 1199 nucleotides. RefSeq lists its product as uncharacterized. Gene Ontology annotation, cellular component: lysosome. The record is from RefSeq and is a predicted model, not a curated record. Gene Ontology annotation, biological process: proteolysis; cell death. Gene Ontology annotation, molecular function: aspartic-type endopeptidase activity. NCBI's taxonomy places the organism in Eukaryota, Metazoa, Arthropoda, Insecta, Hymenoptera, Formicidae.
UCCUAGAAUCUUCUUGGAGCUCAGUCAGGCAAUUGAGAAACAUGUUUCAAUCUUUCGUGGUGGUAGUGAUACUUUUUGUGUUGAUCAACGCAGAAUUGCUAAGAAUUCCACUACACCAAACAAAUUUUACUCGAAGAUCGAGUAGCAUCGAUCAUCGUUCGAGUCGUUCGGUUUUUAAAGUAAGACAAUAUUUGAUUAAUGAUAUGGAUUUUGCAUAUUAUGGCAUUAUCUCAAUAGGAACUCCAUCACAGGAAUUUAAAGUACUUUUCACCACUAACUCUCCACAUUUCUGGGUACCAUCUAUAAAAUGCGAAGAAUUCUCUUGCUACAAAUAUAAUAAAUAUGAUAGAACUAAAUCAUACACAUAUGUACAAGAUGAUACUCCAGUGGAUAUUGAAUACGAUAGUGGUGAUCUGUCCGGAUAUUUAUCUGGUGAUACAUUGAAUAUUGGUGGUCUUGACAUUCCACAUCAAAUAUUUGUGGAAGCAACAAGUAUACAACAAUAUAGUUCUCAUUUGGUGAAAUACGAUGGUAUCUUGGGAAUGUGUUACCCCAUAAGAACUGCUGAAGGAACGAUUCCUGUUCUUACAAACUUAUAUCAACAAAACUUAUUAUAUAAACCCGUUUUUGGUUUCUAUCUAAAACGAUAUUCUUCAUCAGUUGAUAGUGAAUUAAUAAUCGGUGGCUCUUACCCCGAUCUUUACAAUGGCGAGCUUACGUAUGUUCCUGUUACCAACAAUGGAUACUGGCACUUUAUAAUAAAUCGGAUUGUAAUAGGACAUAGCACCAUAUGCUUGCACUGUGAAGCUAUCGUCGACAUAAGCACUUCCCACAUAAUUGGACCAUUAAUAGAAAUCGAAGCUAUUAAUAGAUACAUAGGACAUGAAAUUAAUGGAGUAACAAUUGCUAACUGCGACAAGAUUUCUAAUUUGCCCAGUAUCUACUUCGACCUAGGUGAUAAACUAUUUGAACUUACUAGUGAAGAUUAUAUUAUUGUGCUCGAACGAUAUAAUGUAUGUACGAGUGCCUUUAUGGAUGCAGUUUUGCAUGAGAACAGUCCCAAAUGGAUUUUGGGAAAUGUAUUUCUUCGUCGCUACUAUACGGAGUUCGAUAUGAAAAACAAUCAAGUGGGAUUUGCUCCUUCAAAAUAAAUAAUUUUUUAAAAAGUUAAAUGCCAGAAGAUCUAAUAAAUGACAAUA